This is a messenger RNA of Pogonomyrmex barbatus (red harvester ant), 754 nucleotides long. Its product is annotated as iron-sulfur cluster assembly factor IBA57, mitochondrial. The record is from RefSeq and is a predicted model, not a curated record. Gene Ontology annotation, molecular function: protein binding. Gene Ontology annotation, cellular component: mitochondrial matrix. Gene Ontology annotation, biological process: iron-sulfur cluster assembly. Lineage: Eukaryota; Metazoa; Arthropoda; Insecta; Hymenoptera; Formicidae.
GACGAUAUUCCGGAUAAACCGCUCGCAUACGAUGAGAAAAUUCUCAACGAAUCCGACAAAGUGGUAGGAAAAUUUCGGGGUUGCGUCGAUAAGUACGGAUUAGGCUUGAUGCGUAUAAAUGAAUCUCUCAGUGCCCAACGGCUCAGUGUAUCCGGUAUAAACGUAAGAGUGGUGAAACCUGCGUGGUGGCCCCAAGAAUUACAGAGAGAAACGGUUCUCAUUAAAGAUACGAAGUAAUACGCGACCUUUCAAGUAACCAUUUUGUAGGAGAUGCGUAUACACACGUGAUACAUAAACUGUAAUAACAUAAACUUGCAAAUGACGGAAGAUCCCGCUGGUACACCAGGUACAUCUGGUAACACAAGCGAGCGGACACAACGGGAUUUCUCCACGAGUCAACAAGUAACAACGAAUAUGGACGGCACUUUCUCAUGUUCUCUUUGUUCUUUAAAGGAACAUUAUGAUUACAAGGGUGGAAAACCGCCGUUCGCUCGGCAAUUGAUUUACUCGGAAGAAUGUUACGUUAUGAAAGAUCCAUUUAGUUUGCCGAACAGGGGCGAGGUCUUAACCUUGGGCGCCGAUUGCAGCAUGUGCAAGCGAGCUGUAUGUUUAGGAUGCAGUAUAUUUUACACAAGACGCUUCUGCUCGAAAUGCGCGUCCAGUAACGUGCAGUACUUCCCACCUCAAUUACACGACAAAAUCAGAAAUUUAUCGAAACAGAUAGAUUCUUAAAAAUGUAAAAUUUUUAUUAUCG